AAUCCAGAUCAUGAUGUCCAGCACACUAACAAAAAAACUGUUUAUUCAGCACAAUCAAGCUUCUCCUCAAUAGACAUCCAUGAAGAAAAAAACCGGCCUCCGAUCUCCCAGUGUACCGCCCAUACUGUCUAUUGGACUGAUUUAAUGGUAGAAGAGCUCUGUGGUCGGCGCAAAAAAUAUCCUUCAAUUAUGAAACCAUUUUUUAUUAAAAUUUUAAAAUUAAACACAAAUACUAUUCUAAAGGUAUCAAUAAAAGUAAUACAUAAAAACUAAGGUAGCAUUUGUAUAUUGAUUUCUCAUCUACAUGUUGUCUUGGUACUAACCGGAAGCGGAAAAAGCGAGGGAGCGGUUGACAGCUGCUGAUCUCAAGAGCUUCACGAGCAAAACAAUAAAACAUUUUCAAAUAUGGAGCUGUGUGAAAUAUUAUACAAUAAGGCAGAAUACAUCGAGACGGCGUCGGGCAAUAAAGUGAGCAGACAGUCCGUUCUUUGCGGCAGUCAAAACAUUGUACUCAAUGGAAAAACUAUUGUGAUGAAUGACUGUAUUAUCAGAGGAGAUCUUGCUAAUGUCAGAGUUGGGCGACAUUGUGUCAUUAAAAGUCGUAGUGUAAUCCGACCACCCUUUAAGAAAUUCAGCAAAGGUGUGGCUUUCUUCCCCCUACAUAUUGGGGACCAUGUUUUCAUAGAGGAGGACUGUGUUGUCAAUGCUGCACAGAUAGGAUCAUACGUCCACAUUGGCAAGAACUGUGUGAUUGGUCGACGCUGCGUCUUAAAGGACUGCUGUAAGAUAUUGGAUAAUACUGUCCUUCCUCCAGAGACAGUGGUUCCUCCAUUCACAGUAUUCUCUGGCUGUCCAGGUUUGUUUUCAGGAGAGCUCCCUGAAUGUACACAGGAACUGAUGAUUGAUGUUACCAAAAGUUACUACCAGAAAUUCCUCCCUCUCAGCCAGAUCUAGGACCAAAAACACUAAUAAACUGUUGCUGCUGUUACAUACUUGCAGUAAAAAAAUACCUAGCUUUGAUCAUGUCCAUGCUAAUAUAGAAAAGUAUAAAAUAUGUGAAUCAGUUACACACACAUCUCUCCUGUAUUUCAAAAAGGUGUGUUUAUAUUAAUGCAUCUUAUUUUAUGCCAUUGCAACACAGCAGUCUUAUUUGCAAUG
Xyrauchen texanus (razorback sucker) is the source of this 1158-nucleotide messenger RNA. RefSeq names its product dynactin 5 (gene dctn5). Lineage: Eukaryota; Metazoa; Chordata; Actinopteri; Cypriniformes; Catostomidae. The transcript has 6 exons. The record is from RefSeq and is a predicted model, not a curated record. The coding region runs from base 406 to 954 and encodes 182 amino acids.